Nymphaea colorata (pocket water lily) is the source of this 1986-nucleotide messenger RNA. Its product is annotated as protein HAIKU1-like. The transcript has a single exon. Lineage: Eukaryota; Viridiplantae; Streptophyta; Magnoliopsida; Nymphaeales; Nymphaeaceae. The record is from RefSeq and is a predicted model, not a curated record. Bases 720 to 1664 code for a protein of 314 amino acids.
CAAUUUCUCAUCGUCGUCGCCUCUCUCUCUCUCUCUCUCUUUGUCUCUCUCUCUCUCUGUGCGUGCGUCGUUGAAGGAUCCUAGGGCAUACGCCGAAGACUCGGAUACUCAUUCUCAGGAGAGAAAGGCGGGGAGAAAACGCUUACCCUAGAUCUGAUCGCUCGAGAUAGAGGGCAAAGAAGCGUUGGAAGCCUCGUUACCUCCUAUUGAGCCGAAUAAGAGGAUAGUAGUCCUUCUUUCUCCCUUUUUUCUGUUUUCUGCACAAGGAACGAAGCUUUUUCUGCGAAUUUUUUGAGGGGAAAUUGGUGUGGUUCGGGAAAGAAUUUGGUUUGACGGUUUAAGGCUUUCUGGGUGGGUGGUUUGCUUUACCUGGAAAUGAAACAUUUGGGGGUUUCGGCUCUUUGAUUGUCUCAAAUAAUUUUCGGUUUGUGGGUCGUCGAGAUUUCUGCUUAUUUUGGGUGGUUUUAGCUGGAGAAGAGCUUUCUAGUUUUUCAUUUUUUAAUCUUCGCCUUCUGGUGGGACCUUGACGUUUGGGGUUUCGGAUGGAGGCUGACUAAUUUGGGGUUUGGUUUUGCGGAUUGAGUGCCGAGAAGAUGUGGAGAAUGAAGGUAGUACCGAAUUUGUGUAUUUAGUGUCUUCUCUGCUGAGCAACGGAGGAACGUCGCUGGUGGAGGAACCGAUUACGGAAGUUGGUGGUGAUAGAGUGUUGAUUGUGCGCAAUGAAUAGCUCGGAUUCGUCAGGAGCUACUGGGAACAGUAGGCAUAGCGACCAUCUAGGCGUGAACAAUCAGUCGCAUAAGAUAGCGAAGAACGUAAGAAAGAGCCCCAUUCAUCAGUCUAACUAUGGGAACGCCAGGCAGCAACAGCCUCAGCCUCAGGUUUAUAACAUCAACAAGAGCGAAUUCAGAAAUAUAGUCCAGCAAUUGACGGGUUCCCCAGCGCCUGAAAGACCACCGCCGCCUGCUGUUCAUCCUCCUAAACCGCCUAGCAUGCGGUUACAAAAAAUACGGCCGCCGCCCUUGAUGCCGAUCAGUAGGCCUCAAGCAGUUCCUCAGCCGGUUGUGCCGCCGCACUCUUCUUUCAAUAACGCAGUUGGAUACAAUGCUGCACCGCCUGCUCCCAUCAGCAACAAUAGCAACAAUAUGGUUCCUAAUCCAAUGUUUUUUGCUAGGCCAAACAAUCCGAACUUUCUGCCUAGCCCUACAUUUUCACCUUUGCCACCUCUAACGCCAGGAGAUGCAAUAUGGGCCAAUACAGCUGAGUCGCCUAUUUCUGCUUACAUGCGUUACCUUCAGAACUCCAUUGUGGAUCCUGGUCCUCGCUCUGCUCAACAACAACAAUUCCCUCCUGGUUUGCUCCCUACCCCACCACCAGUGCUGCCAUCACCUCAGGCGAACCCUCCUCCACUUCUUCCUUCUCCUACUUCGCAGUUUCUUUUGCCCUCGCCCACUUUCCUGCCAUUAUCAUCUCCUCGUUCGCCGUUCCCAUUGCCAUCACCAGGAUCCCUAUUCCCUUCUCCAGGUUUUUUCUCGUUUCCUUCACCAUCACAGUCAGGGAUACUAGGGCCUGGACCUCAGCUUCCACCACCAUCUCCAGGGUUCUUGUUUCCUUCGUCGCCUGUAGGUAGAUUUCCCAUUUCAAGUCCACGGUGGAGGGAACCGUAAGGGAACAGUAGUCAUUUCUUGACAUGGAGCAGCACCGUUUCCAGAGGGUUUUUCCCACUGAAGGUAGCUCAGUUUCUUGUUUAUAACUGGUUGACACCUUGGAGAUAAUUGUGCAUGAUCAUCUUGCCUCUUAGCAUGAAAGAAGAUUCCAUAUGGGCAUUUGUUACAUACUUAGGAGGGCACAUAAUGCAAAUUGGCUUCCUUUAUUUUCUACCUUUUGUUGUUUUUUUUUGUCUUUUGUGGGCUUGUAUUGCAUUACUUAAUUGUAUGGAUAAUUACAGUCUCUUGGCUAUUGGAAGAAGCAUUUCUAUUUGUUGUAGAA